This is a messenger RNA of Neurospora tetraspora, 1381 nucleotides long. RefSeq lists its product as uncharacterized. Bases 177 to 1064 code for a protein of 295 amino acids. The record is from RefSeq and is a predicted model, not a curated record. NCBI's taxonomy places the organism in Eukaryota, Fungi, Ascomycota, Sordariomycetes, Sordariales, Sordariaceae. The transcript has 2 exons.
CCACCCGGAGCCUCUAUCAAAUCCCCUGCAGCUAGCUGCGGUACCGGUCGUGCGGAGGAGAAGAAAGAGAUCCAAAAGUCAGUUGCGGUCUGGAGGAGGAGAAGAUCUGAAACCGAAAGGUCCCUGAAAAAGAGGAAGAGGAGGAUCGAAGGGGAAAGAAUAUUGGCGGGGAGAAAAUGAUGAUGGCCCAUUUCCAAUCUGGACCACUACCACACCUGGUUGCGCCCACCACGCCCACCACCGCCAGCAACAUGGAGAUGCCUGGAUAUGGAUACGGCAUGAUGGACACCCAACUCCAGCAAAACUAUCGCAACAACAACAUCAACUCCAACCAAUUCAUUCAGCAACAAUAUGUUGCACCUCAACCAGCACCAUGCUCACGCAAGCGCAAAGCCGAUUCGCACCCUGAAAACGAGCGCCUCGCCAAGCGCAUGAGCUUGUUGAAUCUGGAACACGGCGGCCACAAGUUAUACGUCCCCGUCGAGAACCCACAAGCUGCAAACUCCUUCUCACCUUCAUUCAUUCCUUCUGCCACAUCUACCCCGUCGUCAUCAUCCCAGACCAUCGGUCAAGAUGACACCGAAUACAUGCAAUGCGACAACACCAAGCACAAAGUGUACAUCUACAAUAUCGAAGACGAGCUCGCCUCCGACAGCGAAGCCGAACCAGACGGCGGCAAGCUGGUCUUCCUCCCGGACAUCGAGAAGCACCUGCGGCAGAACCGCAUCCCAACCCAGGCCCUACUCAAUACCCAGUCGUCGUUCGUGGAUCCGGACAUCCUGAACAAGCAGCUGGUGCUCUACAGCGUGCCGGCUUCCAUCACGGUCCCUGAGGAGCAGGAUAGCGUGCGCAAGGCCAUCCUUGAGGCAAGAGCCCGUGUGCGUGAGAAGCAUUUGAUGGAGAGUCAACAGCUGCAACAGCAGCAAAUGCAGCAGCAAUUGCAGCAGGUCAACAAUGGGUUGACGGAUACGAUGCAGAGUGUUCAUCCUGGAUCGCUACCGCAGUUUGGUGGUGCUUCUGCUGGUGAUGAGGAUGAUGAUGCUAUGGAUCUUGACUAUUCUUAGACUAGUCCGGUCUUUGCACACAUUAGAUCAUAUCCAUAUCAAAGCAGCGCAACAGCAGUUUGUUCAGUUCGUCUGGCGUUUGGAAAACGGGAUACACACACACACAAAGGGAUGGGGCAUGGUAACAAAGGCCCUAUGAAACGGAUAUACGGGAAACAAAACAAGCGAGGUGUUAUGGCGUUUUAGUUUUCACGGGCAUAGGCAUAGGCAUGAGAGGUUCAAACACGCAUGAUGAUGCCUCAAUUGGGAAACAUUGCCUGGGUUUGUAACUUAAGAUUGAACUUUAUCAAUAUCAUCUAUCAAUAUCAAGUCUUCAU